CACUCACACUCUUCCCUGCACAGAGCCGGCAGUGGCUUCUCAAGCAAUAGGAGCGUACACCGUUUCAUGCUUCCUGCAUCACUGAACCUAAAGGAUAGAAGAGCCAGACACUCCUAACGGUCCAUCCUCCAGAGAAGAACGAGGGAUGAAGGACAGAACAGCCUAAGAAGGUAAGAAGUGAAAAGUAAGAGAGUGUUAAAAACAGUGAAUUAGCGAAAACCGGUCAAACCCAGGAAAAAACUCAGCAUUGCAGCAGCCACUCCAGUGUUUCAGGAGACAAAGGCAGGAGAUCAGCCUGGGCUGGGGACCACAGAGGAGAGGAGAGACUGGAAUGCAAAGAUGAGGAAAAGGUGAGUGUCUCUACUCUCUCUCACACACACCGAUGGAAUCAAAUAAAAAACAAGAAAGCAGCAAUGCACAUACACACACAUAAAACCAUACAUACAUGACUGUGGUGCUACAGUAACUGAAUCUCUGCACUGUUCACUGUACAUCAUCUCUGACUCUCUGGCUUGCUGUGGGACUGGCCAGUGUCUCAGUCCUCUCCAUAGUCAUUUACAAAAACCAUCUAUUCAGCCUGUUCUAGUAGGAACAACUCCCUGCUCAAUAGCUGACACUCACUAACUGGGCUAUAUAUAUAUAUAUAUAUAUAUAUCGAACAGGCUAAUUAACAUCAGUGAAAUGGGACAGCAGGGAAUUCACACCUCAAGUGAUCUACAACCAUCUUCUAAAAGGUAUCCCCUACAUACUAAUAAACAAAGCCAAUCAGAACAUCCUCUUCAAAACAAACUUAGUCAAAGCAUGACAAUGCCCACUAGUCUGUUGCUAGGGAGGAUGGGGGAACUCCCUUCCUAAAUAAAUAGGUCCCAGAUUGUAGGCGUUAAAGACAAACGUUUAAACCAUACUCACAUACUGUGUUGCAUGCAUGAGCAUGCUGGAGAAGGCAUAUCUGCAGCACUGUGACUGACUGAGUGCAUCUCUACACACGCUGCCUGAUAACUAUACCUGCAUAAUUAUGGAGGUCACACUCACACAUGUUCAGGUGUGUUUGUACAGUGCAUGUACUGCGGCCAUGUGCCAGCUAUUAGGGAGCCUCCAUGGGAGAGAGAGAGGGGCUGUUACAGGGCUGAGCAGAAUGGGAGAAUGAGAUCUGAACUGUAGUCUCUAGUCUGUUCAGCAGCCUCUACUCCACUACUGGUGCAGUCUGCCUCUCAUUCAUUCACACUGCUAGUUCUUGGUCUACUCCCUAUGUGGACUAUAAGGUUUUACUACUAGAUGCUGCUGCUUUGAGAUGUAGCCUAGCUAAUAAAGUGGGCUUGCCAUCAUGUUUCUGACCCAUUCCUUCUGUGUUUCAAGGCGUGUGCUACUGAUGCCCCUCAGUGGCCCUUCCCACUUUGUGGCCGUGCUAUGGCUGUUGAUGCUGCUGGGUCUCCAGGCCUUGGCUGUCUGUCCCCCCAUGUGUACCUGUAACCGUAGCCACAGGGAGGUGGACUGUUCCUGGAAGGGCCUGAGGACACUGCCCCUGGGCCUGCAGCACAACCUGCACUCCCUCAACCUGUCUCACAACCGCAUCCACGACCUGGACGGCCAGCUGAGUACCUUCGCCCACCUCCGCACCCUGGAUCUGUCCCACAACAGGCUGGUCCGCCUGCCCACCGCCCUGCCAAAGGCCCUGUGGGAGCUCCAUGUUGCAGCCAACCACAUCCAACUGCUGGACAAGAAUGACACAGCCUACCAGUGGAACCUGCGAGUCCUAGACCUCUCCAACAACAAGCUGGAGCGGGCCGUGUUCAUCAACAACACCCUGACCAGCCUACGCCUGCUCAACUUCAGCCACAACCACUUCUGGACCGUGCCCACCAACAUGCCCGCUAGCCUGGAGACCGUGGACCUGUCCCACAACUCCCUGGUGCUGAUGUUGCCUGGCACUCUGAACCGGCUGUCCAGGCUGACCACCUUCUACCUGCACUCCAACCGCUUCUCCUCUGUGGGCCCCAGGGCCUUCAGCCAGCUGGGCAGCCUGAAGCUCCUCUCCCUGGGGGACAACCCCUGGCCCUGUGAGCACCAGACCAACAUCACCCACCUGCUGGCCUGGCUCCAGCACACUUCCACCCGCGUGCUGGGCUGCCCCUGCCACACUCACCCCGUCUGUGGAGAGCACCACCCGGCCAGGACUGGAGGGUGGCACUUUGCCUCCUACACUCAACCUCCCCUGGCUGCUGGUACUCAGGAUGAGCUGAGCCACCCUCCUCCCCCAGAGGCCCUCACCAGGUGGCCUUGGUACCUGUCAGAGUCUGCCCUGCUCAACACACAGCUCCACACCAGGAGAGCCCAAGGACACCCCAGUGGACCAGAGAACCACAACCUCUUCACAGACCACUACCCGUUCACCUCAACCCCUCUGGCCAUUUCCAUCCUGCCCACUGAGAGGACCCACACUGACAGCAGCAUGUCAACCACAGACAACCACCUCAUAACAGACACAACAUUUACUACUGACAGCCUCUACACCACAGACAUAGCCUUCACCACUGACAACCCCUCUACCAUCACAAGGAGAACGGCCACCCUCCGCACCAGGAGUGUCAAGAGGGCCAACCAGGGUGGCUCCCCGGUCCGCAACACCAGCCCAGCCCCCAGUGCCAGGUCUACACUCCCACUAGUACUGAACCUGUGGCUCCUCCUGACUCUCACCCUGUAUGUUCUC
This is a messenger RNA of Coregonus sp. 'balchen', 2707 nucleotides long. The record is from the annotation of a GenBank genome assembly. NCBI's taxonomy places the organism in Eukaryota, Metazoa, Chordata, Actinopteri, Salmoniformes, Salmonidae.